Cladophialophora immunda is the source of this 1437-nucleotide messenger RNA. RefSeq lists its product as uncharacterized. The record is from RefSeq and is a predicted model, not a curated record. The transcript has 8 exons. NCBI's taxonomy places the organism in Eukaryota, Fungi, Ascomycota, Eurotiomycetes, Chaetothyriales, Herpotrichiellaceae. Bases 1 to 1437 code for a protein of 478 amino acids.
AUGGCGAAUACCACGGCUCAGUUCCCUUGCGAAGAGUAUCCCUGUGGCCUUCCUGCUUCACUUUUCGAAGGAGACAGAGAGAUCCUCUUGGCCACUUUACGGGCAGAAUCUGCCCGCUUGUUUUCAGGCCAAGACAAUAUUGAAGUGUGGAAAUCGACUGAAGUGAUCACAGAACCAGAACAUGACCGCAUCACACUCAGACGGGAAGCAUUUUCCUGGCCUAGUUUUGACUUGAAUCCCAAAUUCUGCACCUACUUCGUACACCAACCCUCGUCCUGGGGCUACCUGCAGAUAUCUCGAGCGACUCUUCAACGAUUGCUCUACACUCACGAAAUCUCACCUGUGGUCCUGGAAGGUGUCUUCGCGUUCGGCUCGAAAAUCACGGGAGAAGAUGAUCCAUACUUCAGCCUGUGCAGCUGGAAGACCAAAGAACAACCAGUCCAAAACGCUGCGGGGGUUGAGAAGAGAUGGAGCUCGGAAAUUUGUUAUCUCCUGCGUUACUACGACAAGCACGGCCGCUCAGAUCUCAAAAAUGCAUGGUCUCUCAGGCAAACAAUGGUCUAUCAAAGGCAGUCACAUCAUGAAGGCCAGUCGAUAUGGCUGUUCAUCCAGCCGUCUCAACGUUGUAAAGACAUGUUGUGGAGAGCCUUCCCCAAACAGAACCAUUUCCUCAGCGCCCACCUCCUGAUCCUGAGAGCCAAUUUAUCGGGCUGGAGAUCAUAUCUGAAUGACACAAGGAGAUCUCUCGCAGAUUACACCGAGAAAGCGACCAAAUCAUCCUUGGAGUUCAGAGACGUCGACUAUGAUACUGGUUUCAAGGACAGUCAGCGACUCCGAGAGCUGUGUCACAAUCUCCGCGUGGCUCAGACUAUACUCGACUCUGUCCUCGACAUUGCGCGCACAAUCCAAAAGAUCUGUCACGAAGCACCAUCCUCAGCCGCGAGCAAGCCCAACGCUACCAAAGAGUUACUAGCAGACGUGGAGGUCGAGAUACAGCGAAUCAUGGGGUUCAAGCGGACGGCUUGUGCUCUGCACGAACAGGCGGAGGGUACUUCGCAGCUCCUGCUCAAACUUCUCGAAUAUCGCAAAGCAGACUUGCAGACCGCCCACACCGUGGCACUGCGGAACAUGGCUCAGGCAGCGAACGAUCAGAGCAACAGCCUGCGCCAACUGACCGAGCAGACAAACAGAGAUUCACGGUCCGUCAAGAUCUUGACAUUCGUGGCCAUGAUGUAUCUGCCUGCCAGCUUGAUCGCCGUAAGCACUGUUCUCUACGGACCUAAUUCACGUCCCGGCCACGAAUGCGGGUCAUUCACCGCAACAUCUGGUGGUGAGCAGUUCAAUAUGGAUCUACGUGUUGGCGAGCAUUGCAUUGACGAUCUGCACACUGGGUCUGAGUGUGCUGUUCGACAACACGGAACUCUGGCGGAAGAUUAG